UCAAUGUCAAAGUUCAUAGACGAAACAGUUACAUUCACCAUUCACAUUCACAUCUUAGCUCAAUAAAACUUAUCGAACUCCCAAUUCUCUCAACAUGGACCAGAUGUUUCCCAACCCCAUUGAGCUGUUCGUGGUCCAGUUCGUCCAGCCCAUCAUAGAUGGCCUGGCCUAUCUUAUGAAGGAGGUCCACUACUUUGCCUUCAUCGCCGCAGUCGCCCUUCUAGGAAUCUUUCUGGGACUGGUUUUCGGCAUCAUAUGCGUCAUGUGGUACAAGUCCACACGCGAAGAGAAAACUGAGAAGGUCUUCACAUCCGAAGAGGGUCAGGCCGGUGACAUGAAGAAGAAUGAAUAGACUGAGAAUUUUGAUGUUUCAAGUUUAAGAAAAUCGUUUGUUUAUGCAGCCAAAUAAAGCAGAGCUUGAGUUCA
Drosophila serrata is the source of this 426-nucleotide messenger RNA. RefSeq lists its product as uncharacterized. NCBI's taxonomy places the organism in Eukaryota, Metazoa, Arthropoda, Insecta, Diptera, Drosophilidae. The record is from RefSeq and is a predicted model, not a curated record.